ACGUCGCCUCACAUUGUUUUUUAGGGGGUUGGCGGGUGUACUCAAAGUAAACUCCUUCGGUAUGCUUCUCGUGAUAUGACAAUAAAGUGCCUUUAGGUCCCAUUUAACAUGAUGCUGUGUUGAUGAUGGACUGUUGCACUGGUAGGGGGCCUCCUUAAGCGCGGUUCUGAUGUCACGGCAGUACUGGAAAUGCUCCCUCCCAAGCCCUCCCUUCAGUCUACUGUACCGGAGCUCUGUCUUUUAAAAAUGUGCAUUUUUUAUGUGAGCAAGUCUGUUCGCACUUUCCUUCAUUUGUUUCACACAUCUUGAGGAUCUCCCCUCUCUACCUACCUGUCCCUUUAAAGAGAAAGACGAAAAAGAAAGAAAACGAAAUUCACCGGACAGGUCUAUGAGAAAAACAAACGGACCUAAGCUGUUGAGAGAUUGCUUUGGUAACCAGGAUGUCAGCCCAAAGUGUCAGACAGUUUUGAAAUCUCUGAGAACGGGACGGUGGCAAAGACCUUCUGUGGUGAUAGCCUGUAGUCACAGAGAUGAACCUCUGUUGGAGUGAGAUCAAGCGGAAAUCUCAGAGCAUCAGGGCUCGGCUGGAGGCUUUCUCUGACAACAGUGGAAAGCUGCAGCUCUCUCUGCAAGAGAUCAUCGAUUGGCUGACCUUGAAGGAUGAAGAGCUGUCUGAACAACUGCCUAUUGGGGGAGACGUUGUAGCUGUCCAGCAUCAGCGUGACUUCCACACGACUUUCAUGGAAGAUGUGAAGUCCAGAGGUCCUUUCAUUUACUCUGUACUGGAGUCUGCCCAAGCCUUCCUUUCUCAGCAUCCCUUUGAGGAGCCUGAGGAAACACUCCCUGACAGCAAAGAUGUAUCACCCCGCUGGAGGAUCCAGAAUAUUAGCCGGUCUGUCUGGAAGCAGGCAAAUGUGGCCAGUGACCUAUGGGAAAAGUUGACCGCUCGUUGUAUUGAUCGCCACCGGCACAUGGAGCGCACAUUGGAGCGGUUGCUGGAGUUGCAGGCCAACAUGGAAGAACUGAGUGGAGCUUUAGAUCAGGGUGAGGGAGUUCGAGAAGCUUGGGAACCUGUAGGGGACCUCUUUAUUGACUCCCUGCAAGACCACAUCGAUGCUACUAAGCUGUUCAAAGAAGAGUUAGGUCAGGUCAAAGAAGGGAUGAAGCAUGUUAACGACAUUGCACACCAGCUUGCUAUUGCAGAUGUUCACCUGUCUGGAGAAAAUGCCCGCACUCUUGAGCAGCUGAACACCAGAUGGAAACAGCUACAGAAUUCUAUAGAUGAGAGAUUAAAACAGCUCCAAGAUGCUCACAGGGAUUUUGGACCUGGAUCUCAGCAUUUUCUAUCUAGUUCUGUUCAGAUUCCUUGGGAACGGGCCAUCUCUCCCAACAAAGUGCCGUACUAUAUCAACCACCAGGCUCAAACAACAUGCUGGGACCACCCGAAAAUGACGGAUCUAUAUCAUGCAUUGGCUGAUCUAAAUAACAUCAAGUUCAGCGCAUACAGGACUGCAAUGAAGUUACGGAGAGUUCAGAAAGCACUACGCUUGGACCUCAUGACUCUAAACAGUGCCUCCGAGGUGUUCCGGGAGCAUGAGCUCUACCAGCCAGAGCAUAUGAUGGACGUGGUGGAGGUCAUUCAUUGCCUGACCACUUUGUAUGAGCGGCUGGAGGAGGAGAGGGGCAUCCUGAUUAAUAUCCCACUUUGCGUCGAUAUGUGCCUGAACUGGCUUCUUAAUGUCUAUGACAGUGGUCGCAAUGGAAGAAUGAGAGUUUUGUCCUUCAAAGCUGGCCUUGUGUCUUUAUGUGGUUCUGAUGUUCAAGAGAAGUAUAAAUAUCUUUUUAAGCAGGUGGCAGGUGCCAGUGCAAUGUGUGACCAGCGGCAUCUCAGCCUGCUUCUUCAUGAAGCCAUUCAAAUCCCACGACAACUGGGAGAAGUGGCCGCGUUUGGAGGCAGCAAUGUGGAUCCCAGCGUUCGCAGUUGCUUUCGAGUGGCUCCUGGGAAAGCUGCUAUUGAAGUCGGCCACUUCAUGGAAUGGAUGAGCCUAGAACCUCAAUCCAUGGUGUGGCUGCCUGUCCUGCAUCGUGUAGCCAUAGCAGAGUCUGCCAAACACCAGGCGAAAUGCUCAGUCUGCAAACAAUUCCCCAUCAAAGGCUUUAGGUACCGCAGUUUAAAGCAGUUCAAUGUGGAUAUUUGUCAGACCUGUUUUCUCACGGGCCGAACCACAAAGGGCAAAAAACUGCACUAUCCAAUCAUGGAAUACUACACCCCAACAACAUCAGGAGAGAACAUGCGUGACUUUGCCAAGACUUUGAAAAACAAAUUUCGGUCCAAGCAGUAUUUCAGCAAACACCCUCAGAGAGGCUACCUUCCUGUGCAAUCUGUUCUGGAGGCCGAAAGCACCGAAACCCCCAGUUCUUCACCCAAGCUUCCCCAUGCUGACACGCACUCCAGAAUUGAGCAUUUUGCUAGCAGGCUUGCUGAAAUGGAAAAUCAGAACUGCUCCUUCUUCACUGACAGCCUGUCGCCUGAUGAAAGCUUGGAUGAGGACCAGUAUCUUUUGCGUCAUUCCAGUCCCACUCUGGAGCAGGACUCUCCCACAGGUCAGCAGUUUGGAAGUGGACACAUUUUAAGCAAUUUGAACUGUGAAGAUAAGGAUGAACUGGAGCGAAUCUUAGCCCGUCUGGAGAAUGAAAACAGGAUACUACAAGGGGAAUACAGGCGGUUAAAGUGGCAACAUGAAGAGGCAGCAGCCUCUCCUCAGCUGACCGAAGGCACUCCUGGGUCUCCGCUUGGGCGACAUGAUGAUGAGCUGUUGGCUGAGGCCCGCAUUUUGAGGCAGCACAAGAGCCGGUUAGAGACGCGAAUGCAGAUUUUGGAGGACCACAACAAGCAGCUGGAGUCACAGUUGCAACGGCUCAGAGAACUGUUGCUACAGCCCAAAGAAGAGUCGGAAGCUAAUGAGUCAGCUGCUUCUUCAGUAUCGUCGCCGCAGCAGUCUGCAGGCAGCCAACGGGAGGAGCCCUCCAGGGAGACCCCAGAAACAGAACCUGCAGAUGACUCAGAGCAUGAACAUCAGAACACUGUCUUGAGACUAGAAGAGGUGAUUGAGCAGUUGAGGAAUGUGUUCCCAGCAGACAGCGGUACAGCUUCACUCAUCUAAAAGCUUUCCAGGGUUUUGUUGUUACUGAAGCUUAGGCUGUGGUCACUUCACUGCACAAUGCACUUGAAGCUCCCUUCUGCUCAUGAGAACACAAAAAAAAAUGCACGCUGUUUUAAGUGCCCUAAAUUUUGCACUAAAUUCUGCAGCCAUCAACCUUAUGGCUAAGAAGCAAAGCACUGAGACCUGUAAAAAUAAUGGCUUACUGCUGGAAAGGGUGACUGCUGUCUUUCCUUUGACUAACAAAUAACACCUCAACUUGUCUUUUUCAAAGCAUACGACCAUUUCUAAUAUUUCUUUUCCAUAUUUGGCUGAAAGUACCCGAGCUGACUUGGUAUUUAAAAAGUCUUUCUUUAAAAUAAAAAAGGAAUAGCACAGAUCUGCCAGGAAGACUAAAUGAAUGGAGGUCAUUCUUUUGAGGAACCUGUUGGAGGAGUGGAAGAUGCAACAACCACCAAUCACCUACAGUACAAGCAAAACUCCAGUGGGCAUCACUGAAGAUUAUCUGUGGUCAUUUUACACUUCUACUUUAUAAAGCAUAUGGCUAAAGAUAAACCAACAAAAAUGGGCCAAAUAACACGGAGUAUUCCCUGAAUUCGGUGAACCUCGAUUGUGUAUAUUAAGGGCAGAAUUUAGAUAUUAUGUCAGAUGACAUAUUCGUUAUGCCACCUUAUGAACAUAUCUCCUGGUGUAUAGGUUUAACACCAAGAUGAGCAAAUAUCCAAACAAGCCUUUUUGUAUUUUUCUUUUUAAAGAAUACUAGCUAUAUAUCUUUUACAAAAUAAGACUAUCAUCUCUUACAUUUGUUUUUAAGGAAAUUGGGAUAAGCACAUUCAAAGGGACCGAAUUCUCUAAUCUGGCUGUACAUUUUAUGAAUGUGAAAAGCAGUUAAUUCUAUGCAGUAGAAAACAGUGCCUUGCAAUAGUAUUUGCCCCCUUUAAACGUUAUGUCACUGUCAGGACAAUAAGUUUCCGAUCCAAGCAGAAGUUUAUACCAACGAUAUGCAAUUUACUCAAAUAUGGAGAAAGUGUUAAGUAUGAGUUUCAAGUCAUGUCCUUGUCUCUUUUAGAAUGUCAGUCCUAAACCAUUUAAGGCAUCAUGUGAAAGUUCACAAAGUGUAUGUUGCAGUUCUUGACUUACCCAUAUGUAAUCCACAUCACUAAGUGACUGCGCGACUGAUACUACCCAACCAUAAAGAAAAGGUUUUUAAACUCCACCAUCCCAUUACCACAUUAGAUAAGAAGAGCAUACAACAAACAAAACCUCACAUCUACACUGUGUCCACGCAGACUACCCUCUUAAUUCUAUUAUUACACAGAAUCCUGUGAUUCUUACUGUUAGCUUGCUGCGCAAAUUAUACAGGCCUUUCAUACUAAACAUGAAAGCUACACUAAAGCUUUUUAAACUAUGCAACUAAGAAAGUGAGACAUUGGGAUCAGCAUAAUUCAAAUGAAGCAUUCUUUUGUGUGAGAGAGGCAAUUAAGAGGUAACUGUGCCUGAGAAGAAGCUUGAAAUAAAAUGAAAAAGUUGAACUAACGUCAAAGUAGCUAAUCUAGCAAAAAAUCCUGUACUGCACAUCACUUCAAAUCGUCAGAGACUGAAGGAACACUGAACAGUUCAACAAUCCGUAUGUCUCCCCUUUCUCUCCAAUGUCCUCAUACUGUGGACUUUUACUUAAAGGAUGAGACAAUUGGUGUAAAAGGCAGAACAGUUCUGUGUAGUGUUGCUGGGCAAAUCCAUCAGGACAUAAUGAGAAACAAAUUAAUGCGGAGAACCCCCAGUGUUCAUUGUAGAGCUUACUCAAGCGAUUUGGGCAUUUGGUGAGGACUCUUCCAGGAUGGCACCCACUAGAGGUGUACCAAGACACAGCCCACUAGGAGGAGGGCAGAACCAGGACAUGCUCGAAUGAUUACAUAGAAGAGCACUUGAGGUUUUAGUGCGUUCUAAAUUAAAGGAAAUUCUGAUUGAACCUCAAAAAUCAAACAUGAAUUUUACAAAGGAACAGAAAAUGUGUCAACAAUACACUGAAAGUCAACCUGGAAUCCAAAACAUUCAAAAGCCAAAUUAUCUUUAACAAGGUAACAGCCCAUCAUCCCAGUGCAAAUUACACUUGACUAGAACAACGGUAGACAAAGAAAGUGGGCACUGUUUAAUGGUUCACUUGAAAUCUAAGUGGGAGGCCAUGAAAAAAGUAUAAUGAAAAUUGAAGAAAAUAAAACUAAAACAACAAUGGGAUCUAUAAAGAAAGGUAUGUCCACCAAUCCCGAGAGACGCUUCUUACACUCUUUAAACAUUUCACUCAGUGUUCACUCACAAUCAACCAUCAAAGGAAGAAAGACAAUAUAAAAUAGACUUUGAAACUAUAGGUAAUUAACUACAAAUAAAUGGUUGGCAACACUUUUGCAGGGCACUGUACUGUUAAGUUUUCAUUUACAACUGAUCACUGUAGUAAGUAGAAAAAGAAAAAGCAUUAUUAUUUGGUACUUGUGGGUGUCUCCCACAGUUAAGCCCUAAAGGUUAUUAGUUCUCUUAUUAUGUCUUGACAGUUCUUGAGUGAUCUCAAAACAUGAAACCAAAGCAUCAAAACAAUUUAUGGAAGGUUUUAAAGUUUUGUUUGUGACUGGUGCCAGGAUUACAUUAUUGGUGAAUAGCAUUUUGAAAAUAAAAUAUGCAAAGUUAAAAUGGUAAUGAGGAACAGUGCAGUAUAGGCAAAAGAAAAAUCAGUAAAGCUAUAAAAUAUACAAUAUAUUGAUAUAUCAAAAGGGUACUGGGAGGAAAAUAUAACUUGUGGUUGUUUGUGUGACCCUGGAUGAAUGGUUUGAUAUGUAGGAUAUGUGGUCUGCAUAGAUUAAAUACACUAAAACUGGCAAACACAAAAACUGGCAUUAGUUUUUUUUUAAAUAAACAGCUAUCCACGCCUUAUGAGUAGUAUGGUUCACCCCCCUAUAUUUUGUGUGUCGUACAUUUUCCACAGAACAUUCCUAACUUAAUAAAAAUGAAAACCCUUUGGAUAAAGCAGUGAAAUACAAAAUGACAAUCAGCAUGGUUCCAAAGAAUAACAUCAUCCGCUGUUUUUAAUAAAUCAAACUUGAGUGUCCUCUUUGUUUACUGGUGCCCAUUGCAUCACAUUCUGCUUACAAGAGACACCAAGAGAAAUGGCACCCUAAACAUUACCUAAUAAGAUUAAAUUCUCAAAUGCUUAUAGUUCACUAAUUUCUGAAGUGUUGCACUGCUAAAUUGCAUUUUAGCGAUCCACUUGAUAUUAUAGCCAUCUCAAAGUUGGGCAUCUGAUUUAGUCAAUGGCAUCGUAGCAUAUUUGUCUGGGGAAUUACACAAAAACAAGCGACCAAAACAUUCAGUGAGCCAUCUGUUACAGGUAAAAUAUUGUAUGUGGCAUGUGAGUGCUAACGCCAUAGGAAACCAAAAUUACGCAAGAUUUCAGUUUACGGUUCACAUUUAUUGUCUUGGAUUGCAGGUUAUCUAUGAGUAUAUUUUAGUAAGGAAUUUUAAUCCCAAAUGUUCAGCACACCUAAAUAUACAAAUACAUGUUUGACCUUUUGACUUUGACUACUAUUAUUGUGACCACUAAAAAAUUGUGAUACAGUUGGCUAAAAAUGAUCUCUUUAAUGCUGUUUAUAAGUAUUCUUUACCAGAAUUAUUUAUGAAGAUGACUAACACAUUUACUGUAAACUACAUGCAUAGAUCUUAAUUCUUUUUAUAUGCAAUGGCCAAGGCAACUAUUGAUGGUGAUCAAAAACGAGGGAAGGGUGACGUGAUUUUUUUUUUUUGACAUCAGUUGCUUUUUAAUUUCCAUUCUGUGAAAUUCCAGGUAAUUCCAUUAAUAACAAAGAAAAGCUAAACUUAACCCUGCAACUACAAAUUAUGCCUAGCGAAGACACUGAAUUACAGUGUAAGGGUACUGUUAAAUAAUUAAUAAGGAACAAUUACAGUAUUUAUUUAUCCAUUUGUUUGACAACUUGAUUAUAUUUAUUGUUUGAAGUUUAUUUUUUAACAUACUGUAUUUACAUACAUUGACUAGAUUAGUCUUACUGUUAAGAGCUUACUUGAUAACCGUUUGAGGCAUUCUACGAUUAAGUCAUGUCCAGUACAAUAAUGCUUAAAUGUUGGGCAAAUGCUGUUGAUGCAGUUUUAUUUUUUAAUCAUUAGUAUAAAAGACAAAAUGGAAUGAUUUCCUAGAAGAAUAAUACAACUAAGACAUGGUUCACCAGUUCAACACUGACCACCACUAUUCAACUGAAUUUAGUUUCCAAACCUCGAUCAAGCCAUACAUUGAAUGUUUGCCCUCUGACAUCUUUAGACAUCAAGAGCAUAGUGAUGUCUGGCCUGAAGACUGCCUACAGUAAAGCACUGGGACACCCAGCCAGAGCUGUGCAAAUCCUCUUUGGCCAUCGACUCGUCUCAACUUUUCAAACAGACCAACAUGUGACUUGUGACUUCUGAAUCUUGUUGGCGCCUGAGCCUGGUUCUGUCAUAGCUCAUGCUUCACCGUAAGAAAACUUACUUUGUACUUUUUAACCAACACAUGAUUAUUGGCUUCUAUAAUGAUUUUUGUUCUAAUUUGUAUAAAUCAAUGACAGUGAAAAGCUGACCUUCACAUAACUGGGGAUUUGGCUGCUUUUUACUCAUAUUGUGUACAAAAUUAAAAUGGAAUUUGCUAUAAUUAAUUGUCUUCUUGUUUCAUUUUUUUUUCUUUACAACUACAUCUGCUUUCCCCAAUAAAGUUAAAACAAGACAUUCAAAAUUAUGUACAGGAAACCUAUACAAUCAGAUGCCUGCUGGAUCAAAAUGCAAUCAAAUUUAACAUACUAAUAUUCUGCAUUUGUUCAUAUUAUGAUUACUAUUAGUUCAAAGGAAAAAAAAAAGGUUUUCUGAAGCUUCAGGUCCAAGAUUAAAUAAAGUGUUUUUCUAUAUUUUGU
Molecule: messenger RNA, 8098 nt
Organism: Polypterus senegalus (gray bichir)
Lineage: Eukaryota; Metazoa; Chordata; Cladistia; Polypteriformes; Polypteridae
Gene: drp2
Product: dystrophin related protein 2
Exons: 23
Coding region: 531-3164 (877 amino acids)
Biological process (GO): synaptic signaling
Cellular component (GO): plasma membrane
Molecular function (GO): zinc ion binding; protein binding
Source: RefSeq, a predicted model, not a curated record